CGAGAGGUCUAGUCCCCCACCUGGCUCUUCUCCGCCUUGGUCGUCUCCAAAAGGUGGCGCAGGCGGCGGCGCGCUCCAGGCCUGGCGCCAAGCCGCUGGGUUUCCGGAGGGCCGAGCCUGCGCCUUGUGGUGGCCCCUCCUCCCCUCCCUCCCUUCUCCGCUGGCUGCUGUCGCUUCGCGCUCCCCCUUCGGCGCCGGUGGAGGGGAGCUCCUCACAGGAGCGAGCGGCGGCGGCGGCGGCUUUGGCACCGACUCCCGGGAGGGACAAGCUGCAAGGAGGCGCGCAGGCCUGGGUCGGAGAGCGCGCCACGCUGCGCCUGGCUUCGCUUCGGGCCGGGGCGUCUCCAGGGCUGGAGGUGCAACGAGGACGGGGCUCCUUGGCGCGCAGUCCUUCUCGCGUCGGUUUGGAGUUUCCUACAGGCGGCAGGCAUAAGAGUUCCUGGUUUCUUUCUCCCCACCCCACCUCCUUUUUCGGACCUGUCCUUAUACCUCGUAGGUCAUCCUCUCUCCCUGUUCCAUAUCUCUGACUGCCUGAUAUUUCCGCUUGGAUACUUCAACAUUAUUGUUAUCCUUCUUGUUUGCAUAGCACUUUCUGUGUGCACAGUGCAAGAGAUUCCUGAUCCUGGGGAGCUUUUAGUCCAAAAUUUGAAACAAGGAAGGAAGCAGGCAGGCGCAAUACAUGGCAUUGUUUAAGUUGCAUGUGUUUAUGCUUGGCCAAAGGGUUCCUAACUAUGUUAAGGCGUGGGAACUAGGGGAAUGAGCCAAAGACUUUGUGGGAAAAGUGUGUGUUUUGAAGAGGGAUGUGUAUGAACUAAGAGAGGUGGCACUACACAGGUAUUCUGGGAUCCAAGCAAUAAGGGGCAGCAAGAGAAAAAGCAUGGGGCUGUGGAGUCUGCAGCACUGGCUCCCGGUGGAGUACAGGAUCAGGUUUAAGGUGCUGGUUUUGACCUUUAAAGCCCUAUGCGACUUGGGACCCUCGUACCUACGGGACCGCCUCUCCUGGUAUGCCCCACAGAGGACCUUAAGGUCCACAAAUAAUAAUAUUCUGGAGAUCCCGAGUCAUAAAAUGGCUAGAUUGGCCUCUACUAGAGCCAGGGCCUUUUCAGUACUGGCCCCAACCUGGUGGAACACUCUUUCCCAGGAGACCAGGGCCCUGCGGGAGCUGUCAUCUUUCCGCAGGGCCUGCAAGACAGAGCUGUUCCGCCUGGCCUUUGGGUUAGACUCAGCCUGACCCCUGUGUUUUCCUCCCUCAUGGCUUGGAUUUAUGGCCUACUUGAAAUGAGGCUGCACUUUAAAUUUUAAUACUGUAUUUUAAUCUGUAUUUUAAUUAAUUGUUUUUAUGUUUUAUUGUAAUUCUGUUGGUGUCAGCCGCCCUGAGCCCGGUUUUUGACUGGGGAGGGCGGGGUAUAAAUGAAUUAUUAUUAUUAUUAUUAUUAUGUGCAGACCAUAUCUACUAGAUAUGGGUGUUGGGUGGAAGAUUCAUGCGUUUCAGGGGUUUGGACUUAGAUGACUGCCAUGGUCUCUUCCAACUCCAGUAUUCUGUGAUUGUAUGAUCCUAUACUCUGCAUAUGCUUAGAAACACUUUUCUUUAUUGUUACAGGUAUGAACCCUGGCACUGAAAAAUACGCCAUGAUGGCAAUGAGCCCUGGUGCAAAUUAAGUCCUGUUUGAAAGCUCUGCAGCAGGGAGGGAGGCUGACACUCAGCACCUCUCUCUUUACCUUCCCAUUCCUAAGGACUCAGAGCCAUUAAGCACAGAGGUUUUCCAGACUGCCAUGUUAAUGCUGCUUGCAUUUGGAGUGCUACUUCAACAAAUCUUGGCCAGGACCCAAGGUGAAAGUCUUACUGAUGGCAGCAACAUUCCACAAGUGCCAUUGUAUAGCUAUGGAAACAUCAACUUGCCUGAGGAACAUAUCCCAUACUUUUUGCACAAUAACCAGCCCUUUGCCACAGCCUGCAAGAAAGAUCUCCAUUGCCCAUAUAAAAAAUACUUGAAGAAAUUGAAAGCCUGUUGGGGUUAUGAGAAAUCAUGCAAGCCUGAAAACCGUUUUGGAUAUCCGAGAUGUGAUUAUGCUGAGAUUGGAUGGGCUAACACCAUCGAGGAGGCCCAGCACGUAUUCUGGAAGCAAGCUGACUUUGGUUAUGUUAAGGAGAGGAUGGAUGAAGUGAAGACGCACUGCAGACCUAAGGCAAUGGGAGACUCUUCACUUCAAUGUUCUCGUUACCUCCAGUAUUGCAGAGCAACAAAUCUAUACAUUGAUUUAAGAAACCCCAAAAGAAACCAUGAGAGAUUCAAUGAAGACUUCUUCCAGAAGGGUGAAAUUGGAGGCCGGUGCAAUUUAGACAUUCAAUCUUUCCUUGCUGAAGGGCAGCGGAAGAGCCCUCUACAGUCUUGGUUUGCGGAGCUCCAGACAUAUAUGGAACUGACCUCCAGGCCUAUGGAAGAUGGCAGUUGUGAUGUUAUUAUUGACAAGCCAACUUAUUUCAUGAAACUUGAUGCAGGUGUUAACAUGUACCACCAUUUCUGUGACUUUGUCAACCUUUACAUCACUCAGCACAUUACCAACUCGUUCAGCACAGACGCCAACAUUGUCAUGUGGGAUACCAGUGCCUAUGGAUACGGAGACCUGUUCAGCGAAACGUGGAAGGCAUUUACAGACUACGAAAUAAUACAUUUGAAAUCCUACGAUUCAAAGAGAGUAUGCUUCAAAGAAGCAGUUUUUACACUGUUGCCUCGAAUGAGGUACGGCUUAUUCUAUAAUACACCAUUGAUAUCCAGCUGUCAUGGUACAGGAUUAUUCAGAGCCUUUUCCCAGCAUGUGCUGCACAGAUUAAAUGUCACACAAGAAGGACCCAAGGAUGGGAAAAUCAGAGUUACAAUACUCGCCCGGAGUACGGAAUACAGGAAGAUAUUAAACCAAAAUGAGCUUGCCAACGCUUUGAAAACGCUGCCGUUAUUUGAAGUCCAAAUAGUGAACUACAAGUACAAGGAGCUCGAAUUUAAGGAGCAGCUGAAAAUCACGCACAAUUCUGAUAUAUUCAUUGGGAUGCAUGGAGCAGGGCUCACCCAUCUUCUCUUUCUGCCAGACUGGGCUGUCAUCUUUGAACUGUACAACUGUGAAGACGAACGCUGCUACUUAGACCUUGCAAGGCUGAGAGGCAUCCAUUACAUCACCUGGCAAAAGAAGGACAAAGUGUUCCCUCAGGAUGAGGUAGUGGGUGGGAUGCAAAAGUGUUUUGGUGCUGUGUAUUAUUAUUAUUAUUAUUAUUAUUAUUAUUAUUAUUAUUAUUAUUAUUAUUAUUAUAUGUUUCACCCGUCUCAGUUCUUCCACAUGAAAUAUGAUUCUUCUGCUUCAGCCCAAAUUAAAUUCUCUGCUCUGAUUAAAGGAUCAUUUUAUAUGAAUAGCUGGAGGAGGGAGAGAAAUGAAAUUAAUUGGCCAUUAGUUCAGACUAUCAAUAGCAGUGCUGUUAGGUGUUUUCUUACUGAUGCUGCUGCUUUAGGGAGGAUCGAUAAAUCAGCGGUUAUGAAUUAAAAUGUGUGCUCAAUUUGCUGCUUGUUUUCCAGGGGAAAAGAGCUGACUUGUUUUGCUUCCUUAAAACCAUUUUCACUCCCUUUUCUUCAGGGGCAUCAUCCAACACUAGGAAAACACCCGAAGUUUACAAAUUACUCCUUCGACGUGGAAGAAUUUGUCCGCCUGGUGCUUUCGGCGGCUGAUCAUGUAUCACAGCAUUCCAAAUGGCCGUUCAGGAGAAAACGCGAUGAAUU
This is a messenger RNA of Zootoca vivipara (common lizard), 3764 nucleotides long. NCBI's taxonomy places the organism in Eukaryota, Metazoa, Chordata, Lepidosauria, Squamata, Lacertidae. The record is from RefSeq and is a predicted model, not a curated record.